Molecule: messenger RNA, 3872 nt
Organism: Polistes dominula (European paper wasp)
Lineage: Eukaryota; Metazoa; Arthropoda; Insecta; Hymenoptera; Vespidae
Gene: RhoGAP1A
Product: Rho GTPase activating protein at 1A
Biological process (GO): positive regulation of GTPase activity; intracellular signal transduction
Cellular component (GO): membrane
Molecular function (GO): GTPase activator activity; guanyl-nucleotide exchange factor activity
Source: RefSeq, a predicted model, not a curated record
AGAAGAAGAAGAAGAAGAAGAAGAAGAAGAGGAGGAGGUGGUGGAGAAAAAGGAGGAGGAGGAGGAGGUGGAGGAUACGAGAGUAAUCGGAUUGUGACCUAAGCGGGGUGUAGACGACAUCGUGCGAUGUCGACAAGAUGACAGCGGCUCAACGAUGUUUGAAAGCUUAAUUUUUGAAAGCGAUAUUGCUAAAUUAUCCUUGAAAGAGCAACUAAUUGUAACGUGAGAUUUAUUUCCACAUCUAAAUUCAAGUGCAUCUUCAUUAUUAUUAUUAUUAUUAUUGUUGUUAUCUUCGUCAUCAUCGUCAUCAUCAUCAUCAUCAUCAUCAUCAUCAUCACCGUCGUUGUCGUUGUCGUAUCGAUAAGAUUUACGAUUCGUAAGGAAUUAAAGGGAAAUACGCGUGACUAUGAUUGCCGCGCCCGUGUGUGAGAUGUAUACAGCUUUCUGAAUAAGUGUUGUUAUUUUCCUUUUCUUUUUUUCUUGUUUUCUUCCUCCUUCUUCAACAACAACAACAACACAACGACGACGACGACGACAAGAAGCGGGAAAUUAAACGAUGAGCGUUUUCGGAGAUUUUCAGCGCGUCUGGGUACAGAGAUUCCCAGAUAGCGCAUUACCGGCUGCUUGGGAGGAAGAUGUUAGAGCUAAUUUGGUCAAACACAAGCAAAAGGUAACAGCGUUGAGAGAAGAAUUAGAAAAAGAAGAGUUCUAUGUAGAAUAUUUGGAACGAUUAUUAGCCGAUGUCGAAAGACACAAACAGUUGGCUAAUAGUACUAAUACUACGCUGCUUGACAAUAAGCAGAAUUCAGGAGAACUUCAAAGUGGAAAGCAUGUAUCUGAUAAUAUAGAAUCUGCUAAUAUCGGACAUUGUCAAAAUACGGAUCAUUCUCCACCACCUCUUCCAGUACGAGAAGACAUUAGCAAAUUUCAGGAUAAAUGUGUUUCCGAAUUGAGUUCUACACUUGGAACUAAUAAAAGACCUAAGAGCGAGAUACCUAGAAGUCCUGAAAAAGUGCCUGAAACCAGAAGGAAUAGUGAUCCUGAUGUGCCAAGUAAUUAUGUCACUGUAAUUGAAGUUACCGGAAGUUCGAAGAAAGAUAAAACUAAUAAUUCUUUUAAAGAAGAAGAUGAAAAAGAAUCUGAGAAAGCUAUUAACGAAGAUGGAGAAGAUGGAGAUGCUGAGGCAUCAGAAGAAGAACCUUACUAUGAUUCGGUAGCUUUGGAUCAAACUGGGGAAUAUGUUUAUAUUGAUGCUCGUGUUCCACCAGUAGGUAAUAAUAAUGCAACCAGAGCACCUCCUCGUAGACCACCAUCGCUUCCAGAAUCUCCAGGCAAUCAGAGUAACUAUGUCAACAUAGAUUAUUUUAUUCAACAUAGGGCAGCAAUGGAUAGUGAAGAUGAAGAAGGUGCCAGUCCUGCACCACCAAUUUUAUUACGUGCACUUAGUACUGACAAUGAAACUGGAAGUAGUGAUGCUGAACCAUUAAGUUUAAGUGAAGGAAGUUUGGAAUCACCAACACCGACUACGCCACGUAGACAAGAAAAAAGUAAAGAUAGAGAAGAUGAUAGAACAUCUAUGGUGAAAUGUAUUGUCAACUCUGUAGUUGAAAGUGAAGCAGUUUAUGUUGAGUGUUUAAAUGUUAUGUUACAAUACAUGAAAGCUAUCAGAGCUACAUUGACGACGUCUCAACCGGUUAUUUCGGAAGAAGAAUUUGGUACUAUGUUUUAUAAGAUUCCUGAAUUACAUAAACUACAUCAAAACUUCUUAGACGAACUUAGAAAAAAAACUGAAAAGUGGGAUUUUAAAACUACUAUAGGAGAACAAUUUAAGAUUAUGGCCAGCAAUAUAGGAUUGUAUGGUGCAUUUUUACAUAAUUAUGCUCGUGCUACCGAUACUGUUCGUAGAUGUUCUGCUCAUUCUACACAAUUCGGAGAAAUCACUAGAGACAUACGACUCAGAGGAUUUCCUAAAGGUCCAGGUUUAUCUCUCGAAGAUCUUCUACACAAACCUGUCGCUCGUGUUCAAAAAAAUGCAUUAGUUUUACACGAUCUACUUAAGCACACACCCAUGAAUCAUGCUGAUCAUGCACCGCUAUCAGAAGCACUUGCUAUGACUAGAAAUUUUCUUGAUGAAUUUAAUAUUAUUCAAACUAAGUCGAUGUUCCCGAGUCAUGACAGAGCACAAAGAAGAUUAGUCAAAAAUUCAUUCGUCGUUGAACUUUCAGAUGGUCAUAGAAAAUUGAGGCAUCUAUUUUUAUUUAAUGAUGUUAUUGCUUGUGCUAAAUAUAAAGCUUCCGGUAGAGACAAGUUUACGUUUGAAUUAAAGUGGUACGUGCCAGUGGCAGAAGCAGUUGUUACAGAAGAUGGUAUUGAACCACGAGAGACUAGUCCAGCUAAUGUAGUUGCUUUGAGAUCUCAAGCAUGUACAGUGAGAGAUCAAAUUUUGUGGGAAGAACGAAAUGACGAAAAAAGAAUUAGACUUGGUGGUAGAGGUUCGGAAAAAAAUCGUAAAAAAUUAGCAGAACUAGAAGCACAAUUGGUAUUAGCAUCACCGAAUUUAUUAAUGCGGGUAGCCCAUAAGAAUCAACAUCGAGUGCAAAACGCAUAUACUUUCUUUCUCUCCAGUGAAUUUGAACGAUCUCAAUGGAUUGAAGCUGUGGAAGCAUUGCAACAGGGCGGCCAACCACCAGGACCUCUACCUUUGACGAUGUAUGAAUUACAAGCUUGGGUUACAGCUUGUCGAACAUAUUUACAAACAGACAUGGGCAGUUAUUUAUUGAGAUCUGGACGUGAUGAAAGUUUAUUACUUGGAGACUUGCAUCUAACUUUGCUAGGCUUAACACCACCAGGAUUAGAUAGAAUAGGAGACUUGUAUAUUAUCGUAGAAGUGGAUAGUUAUGGACAUUACUUUAAACGAGCUAAAAGCCGAGUUAUUAGGAGUCAAGCUCCGACUUGGGGUGAGACAUUUGUGGUUGAAUUAGAAGGUAGUCAAAAUGUUAGGAUUUUACUUUAUGAAGAAUGUGGAACACGUUCAGUAUUAAGAGGCAAAUGUAUUCAACGAUUAAGUAGAUCAUGGUUGCAAUCCGAUCAAGUGGAAAGAUCCUUGAGUUUGGGUCCAGCUACAUUAGAUGUAGCUCUUAGAUUCGUUCCCAGCGAAGUAACAUUAAGGCGGGUACCAUCGGCUAAACCUCAAGGCUUAUUUGGUGCUCGAAUACAACAAGUUUGCAAACGAGAAAAACGUGAUGUACCAUUCAUAAUAACUGCCUGCGUAAGAGAAGUUGAAAGAAGAGGUGUCGGAGAAGUAGGAUUAUAUCGAGUAUCAGGAUCAGCAUCUGAUUUAACGAAACUUCGUAAAUCAUUUGAAAGUAAUUCUUACGAAGCUGAACAACUUCUCAAAGAGGUUGAUGUACAUUCGGUAACUGGCGUAUUGAAAUUGUAUCUACGUGAAAUGCCGGAAGCAUUAUUUACAGACGCCCUUUACCCAGCAUUUUUGGAAGCAUUCCAAACAGGAGAAUUAUCAAGAGGUGCAGCUUUGCGACGAGUAUACGAAGGAUUACCGUCCGUGAAUAAAGCAGUUAUCGAUUUUCUACUUGCCCAUUUAAUACGCGUCAACAAACACGAAGGACAGAACAAAAUGUCUUUGCACAAUUUGGCGACGGUAUUUGGGCCAACUCUACUACGACCAGGUACAAAUUCUCGAUCGGAUUCUAAAAGUCGAGACCCAUUAGCUGCAGGUACCGUAGAUGUUAUGGCACAGGCUGGUAUACUUUAUUGUUUUUUACAAAUGCAUAUGCAACAACUAAACAAUCAAUCACUCUAGUCGACAGUGUUGUUUAUUAAACAAACGGUGAAAAUACCAUAACGCUGCCUGA